GAUUUAUAAGCUGUUAACAAAUUAAAUAUUUACUGUUUUAUUAUUCUGCUUUAUCUUAAUUUGAUCGAGUACGAGGCAAAUUGUGCUAUCUCACUUAAUAAUUUUAGACAAUAUCCCCCAGCUCUCCAGCUCAUGUUGAUCUUCAGCAGGUCAGAGAUAUGAAGCCACCUGUCAGGUAAUCUCUCGCCCUAAUUAAGCUACCGUGGCCACAGAUGGAGCCGGGUGGGUGUGCGGGCUGCGAGGAGGAGCGUUCAACGCGCGCGCCGCGCACUUGGUAAACUGCUGGACACUUGGAAGCGUUGUGUUGUGUGUGGAACUACAGGGGGAUUUGUGCAACAGUGUGUUUGGCUUCUACUCUCUUUAUAAUCGCUCAACAAGUGAUUCUAAUACUGUGAUGGAGAGUAACUGCAGUCUGCUUUUCUGCGCGCAAAGAUGCACGAUUCAUUUGCCAGUUUUUGCUUUAAGAAUUGCUUUAAAACUCGAGUGAGGCUUGUGACUUCGAGAAGAAAAAUGUAGCCUUAAUCCAGUUUUUACUGAACAAAAGCCAAAGCCAUGUGUAGAGGAGGUAUGGGUCGCUAUGACGCCUCAACUUCACUCUUUCAGACGCUCGUCCUGGCGCUGCUUUUCGCGCAGGCUCUUGGACAGGUUUUCAACAUGACGCUGUCUGUUAAAGAGGGUCUACCUGCCAAAACCAUCGUUGGAGAUCUUGGAGCCGUAUUAAGCAGACCUAGCACGGGAUUCUUCAUCUCGGAGAGCAGAGACUCAUAUGUUUUCAGAGAUUUGGAGAUAGACGCGGACACCGGCAUCAUCUCCACGGCCGUGAUCCUGGACAGAGAGAGCAGAGAUAAGUAUGAAUUUGUGGCAGCCACUCUCACAGGGGAGAUGAUAAAAGUGAGAAUAAAUGUGGAAGACGUGAACGACAACGCACCUGUGUUUCCCUCUGAGAAAGUGGAUUUGGAAAUAUCUGAAUUAAGCCCACUGGGGAGUCGGUUUCAGCUUGAAGGUGCAAAAGAUCGGGAUGAGGGGGAGUUUGGUACUCAGGGAUACAGGAUCAUAAAGGGUGAGGAAGGUGAGUUUUUCCAUCUGGAUUAUCGCAGUGAGAACCACCUCAGCCUGGAUCUUAUCCUUAGCAGCAAACUAGACAGAGAAACACAGGACUUCUACUUCUUGACAAUUGAAGCUUUUGAUGGUGGGAUCCCAGCCAGGACAGGGACCCUGCAGGUGAGCAUCCACAUUCUGGAUGAAAACGACAACCCUCCUGUGUUCAACCAGACUGAAUACCAUGCCUCAGUGCGUGAAGAUGCUCCUGUCAGAUCUGUCGUGUCUCAGGUGCAUGCCACUGAUCGUGACCAGGGUGAAAAUGGCAGAAUCUUCUAUGAGAUCAACAGGCGACAGAGUGACCCUUAUGAAGUUUUUUCCAUUAAUGAAACCACUGGGUUGGUUUAUCUCAACAAGCCUCUUGAUUUUGAGAUUCACCCGUUUCAUGAGCUCAUCAUCAGUGCAAGAGAUAAUGGUGCUCAACCUGAAUUCACCAGCACUUUUGUGGGUGUCAAGGUGCUUAAUAUCAAUGAUAACAGUCCCACCAUCAAUGUGCUGUUUCUCAGUGAGACGGGAGACCCAGUGGUCUCAGAAGCAGGAACUAUUGGAGACUAUGUUGCCCGAAUUUCAGUGUCAGAUCCAGACCUCGAGGAUGAGAGGAUCACUGUAACACUUGAGGGAGGGGAUGGAAAGUUUACUCUAAAGCAAACAGAUGAUUUUCUAUAUGCCUUGUGUGUUAACUCUGAGCUCGACAGGGAAGAGAAGGACCUGUAUGAGUUGAAGGUGAAAGCAUCAGAUUUUGGGAGUCCUCCUCUGAGUAGCGAGACGGUCUUCCUCCUGAAGGUGUCGGAUACAAAUGAUUGCCAUCCAGUCUUUGAAAGGGAUGUGUAUAUGACCAGCAUUACAGAGGAUGUUCCUCAGGGGAGUUCCCUCUUACAGAUUCAGGCCCAGGACGCAGAUGAAGGCAUCAACUCAGACAUCAGAUACACCAUCCUGAAGUCCAACCAGGACAGCCUGAUCAGCAUUGACCCAGAGUCAGGCCUGGUCACCACAACAGCAGCGCUCGACAGAGAGAUGCAGGCAGAGGUUUGGUUCCUGGUGGUGGCGACAGAUGGAGGGGAACCAGCUCUGUCAUCAACAGCUACAGUCACGGUGCUGGUGGAGGAUGUCAAUGACAACGAGCCAGUGUUCCAGCAGCAGCUGUAUAACGUGUCCAUACCAGAGCACAGCGAUGUUGGAAGCUGCUUUUUACAAGUUGUUGCCACAGACGCCGAUAGCCCUGAGUUUGGUACACUGCACUACUCUCUGUCUGAUGACUUUGAUAGAGUGGACAAACAUCCGCUCUUCCAAAUCCAGGCAUACACAGGAAAGCUGUGUGUCUCUCAGGAUAUUGAUCGAGACGUAGGACAGACUGUCCAUGACAUUCUGAUCAAAGCUGAAGAUCCAGGAGGCCUUAGCGCCCAAACCUACGUACACAUUGAGAUAGAAGACUUGAAUGAUAACAUUCCAGUCUUCAGCCCAGAAGAGUACACUGUGAGCAUAAGCAGCCACACACCGCCUGGCACAGAAGUUGUCAACGUUAUUGCUACUGACAGAGACUCCGGCAGGUUUGGACUGGUCACCUACAGCAUUCUUCCUGGAGACAUGUCCACUUUAUUUGUACUGGACAAAAACACAGGAAUGCUCUUCCUGAACUCCUCUCUGACCCACCUCGGCGCAGCCAUCAUGAAGCUCUUCAUAAUAGCACAAGAUGGGGAGGGCUUAACCUCUGCCAGACCUGCAGAGGUCACUGUCAAUGUUUUACAAAGUGCUCAGGCUCCGGCUGUGUUCCAGAGGUCACGCUACAGUUUUACAGUAACAGAAGGUGCACCACCAGGGACAUCUGUGGGAACAGUGGUGGCCAGCAACCCAACAGAUUCCACAGAAUCUGUUUCCUACAGAAUCUCUUCUGGAGACCCUCAGAGUUUGUUCUCUAUUCAUCCCAAGUCCGGUCUGAUCAGCAGCAUCAAACCUCUGGACCACGAGUCUCAGCCGUAUGCUCUGCUGGUUGUUCAGUCCUACAUCGACACCUCCCCGAUCUACAGCACCACUCAAGUCAACAUCACCAUAGCUGAUAUAAAUGACAAUGCCCCUGUCUUUCCCAAAAAUCGUGACACCAUCACAGUGUCACAAAAUACAAUACCGGGAACAGUGUUGUUCAUUGCUCAUGCACACGACUAUGACAGUGGUGUCAAUGGGAGGGUGCAGUACUACCUGAAAAAUAGCAGAAAUCAACUGUUUGUUAUUGACCAAAACCUGGGAACAGUUACGCUGAAUCAAAGUUUACAGGUGGGCCACCGGCAGCAGUACAGUCUGGAACUUAUAGCUAAAGAUGAAGGGGAGCCCUCUCUGAGUUCAACGCUGACUCUCACAGUUAACAUCGACCAAACUGCUGCAGAGUACAGCUUGACCUUUGAGACACUGGUCUACCAGGUGGAGAUAGGCGAGGGCUACCGGAAAGACUCUCGAGUCAUUCAGGUGAGGGCGCACCGAACCCGUGGAGUUCACAUGUCAAACUCGGGCCUGACUUACUCUUUAGAAGCAGAAACUGGGUUCCCUCCUGCUCCGUUUCGCAUUAACUCAAAGACCGGAUGGUUGUAUCUCUCCCAUAAUCUGGAUUAUGAGACCGAAUCAAGGUAUCGUUUUCAAGUGUUGGCCACAUCCAAGGAGGCCUCACUGGCAAACACCACAGCAACAGCCACGGUGAUUGUGCUUGUGCUGGAUGUGAAUGACAACUCUCCAGUGUUCAGCAGCGAGGUGUACUACUUCACUGUGUCUGAGGGGUCAUCACCACAAGGCAUUGUGGGAACAGUCAGGGCCGUUGAUAAGGAUUCUGGAAAAAACAGCCAGCUGUCCUACAUCCUGCUCUCAGAUGGGAAAUUCUUCCGCAUCAAUGCUAAAACAGGUGAAAUCAUCAACUGGGUGGCAUUGGACCGGGAGCAGCAUAGCCAGCACAGUCUCAAGGUGAUGGUGACAGAUCAGGGUCACCCUCGCCUCAAUGCCACCGCCACCGUUCACAUCCUGGUUGCUGACAUCAAUGACAACUCUCCACAGUUUACACACCUGCCUGCCAGCAAGGCACUGAGUGUGCAAGUAUGGGCUGGUGAACCUGCAGGAUCCUUGGUGACAAACAUGUUUGCCAAAGAUUUGGAUGCAGGAGAGAAUGGAACUGUUAUCCAUUCACUGAUGACAGUGGGUUUAGAAGGUGAGGAUCUUGGGCACUUUGAGAUUGACAGUAAAACCGGAGCGAUCAGAACAACACAGCUUUUCACCCAAAAUCCUGAACCAAACUACACGCUGAAAAUAAUUGCCAAGGACAAUGGAGUUACACCUCACGAGGACACUGCAGUGGUUCAUGUGCAGGUUUAUGGAUUAGAGGAUCUAUACAGCAACUCGGAACGUCAAACUUUGAGACGUUUUUCAGUGAGGGAAGAUACAGAGCCUGCAACAAUUAUAGGUUCUGCCAGUGUUUCAGAAAAAGGCAAAUUUCACUACACCAUCUGUGAGGGUGAUGGCAACAUUCACUUUGGCAUUGACAGCUUCUCUGGUGACAUCUACAUUAACCACCCACUGGACUAUGAGUCUGCCAUGCAAUACUUCCUCUUGGUUCGAGCUGAGGAUUUGGGUUCCACUCCUGGUGUGAACAUGUCUGUGCCUGUCAGCGUGAUGGUGGAGGAUGUAAACGACCACACUCCCUGGUUCCCUGAUAAACUGAUGAUGUUUGGUCUCAGAGAAGAUGCCGCAGUUGGAUCACUGGCCUUUGCUUUUCAUGCCAGAGAUGCUGAUGGGACGUUUCCAAACAGUGCCCUUCACUAUUCUCUGACCUUUGACCCUGAAGUCAGCGGGUUGCAGUCACCAUUUCCCUUUCACAUCAACCCAUAUACAGGGUUUCUGACUGUUGCAGCACCAUUAGACCGCGAGAGCACCCCAUCUUUUGCCUUCACUGUAACCGCUACAGACCAGGCAGAGAGCAAGGACGAGCGUAAAGAGACGUCAGUGACGGCUCAGCUCUUCCUGCUUGAUAUGAAUGAUAACAGGCCAGUGUUUGUAUCAGAGGACACAGUUCAGGUGAUGGAGGAUGCAGAGGUGGGGAGUCUACUGCAUCAUUUUGUGGCUAUAGAUGGGGAUCAAGGUGAAAAUGGCAUUGUCGUCUUCUCCAUUAUUGCGGGAAACAGGAGGGGAUUUUUCACACUGGAGGAGAAUACAGGUCUCUUAUUUCUCUCAACACCUUUGGACUAUGAGACACAGCGUAGGCACCAUCUGACCGUCCGUGCAGUGGACCACGGCCUUCCCUCUCUCUCGUCCACCCAGACCCUCACAGUGGAGGUGGUUGAUGUGAACGAUCAGGCACCCGUCUUCAGCCAGACCAUCUACAAAAGCAGUGUGGCAGAGAACAGAGACCCGGGUGAACCUGUGCUGAGGAUUUCUGCCACUGAUAUGGAUUCAGAGGAGAAUGCUGUGGUGUGGUACAGUCUCCUGCCGGGCCCCGGUUAUGAGCUCUUCAGCAUCAACCCAUACACUGGUCUGAUUACCACUGCCUCCCACCUGGACAGAGAACAGGAGCAACAAUUUACACUCAGAGUCCAGGCACGCGACAGCGGCUCUCGGCCUCUUUCGGCCACAGCCACAGUGUUGUGCUCUGUGUUGGACGACAACGACAACCCUCCAGUAUUCAUGCAGUCACUCUCCCAGAUCAACUUGCCAGAAAAUCUUCCACCUGGGGUCAUCCACACUGCUCAGGCUUCCGACCCAGACCAUGGAGAAAAUGGCACCAUAAAAUACUCAAUAUUAGGUGAGAACUACAGAGGUCGAUUCACCAUCAACAGUCACACUGGUGCUGUCAGUACCAUGCAGGUCCUCGACCGGGAGGAUACACAAAAUUACAGUCUCACCAUACAGGCAUUGGAUCAUGGUCCCAUCCCACUCAGCUCCAUCACCCAGCUGCAGCUGAUGCUACUGGACCAGAAUGAUAACAUCCCCUCCUUUAGCAGUAAGAGCUAUCACGCCUCUGUCAGUGAGGGCCUACCAGCUGGAGCUGAGGUCCUGCGUGUUAGGGCUUUCGAUCCUGAUGAGGGGCUUAAUGGGGAUGUGGCCUACUCCCUGACUGAGGACAACAGCCAAGGGGCGUUUUCGAUUGACGCCUUCACUGGAGUGAUACGCACCACCAGGACUCUGGACAGAGAAAGCCGGGCUCAGUACACCCUCAGAGCUAUGGCCACUGACGGCUGCACUCAGGGACCACUGACCUCUGUGGCAUCAGUGACUGUUCAGGUGGAGGAUGUGAACGACAACAUGCCAGUCUGCGAUCAGACUCCCAUUAACGCAUGGGUUUCCAUGAAGACUCCACCAAACCAGAUAGUUACUACGGUGGUGGCAACAGAUGGCGACCGGGGUGAGAACGGAACUAUACAGUUCAUGUUAUCUGACGAGGAAAAUCUGUUUGACAUCAACACUGAGACAGGCGAGAUUUCACUGAGAAGACGAGUGAGGGCAGGUUUCUCCGGCAGGAAGUUGCAGGUUGUAGUUUCUGACAGAGGACAUCCUGCUUUGACCACCACCUGCCUGAUUUUUAUCCAUCUAAAAGGAGAAAAUGAAGGACUUCAGUUGACCAGCAAAGUGUACAAUGCUACUGUCAAGGAGAACAGUAGAGCUGGCACUUUGAUUGCAAAAGUGGAUGCCACUGACCAAGACAUCAGCACCCAAAGAAUCACAUACAACAUAUUUAGUGGAGACGAGGAUCACAUUUUCUCCAUUAACCAUCACACAGGUGAGAUCCGAGUCCAGAAAGAUAACUCUUUGGACUUUGAGGUGAGUCCUCAGAUCAAGCUGGUGGUGCUGGCUGACAGUGAGCUGCAGACAGCUUACUGCAGGGUCUCCAUCACUCUGCUGGACAUCAAUGAUAAUGCACCACUGUUUGAACAAAGCAGCUACAGAACAUCUGUUUGGGAGGGCCAAGUGCACAACACUUAUGUCAUGCAGGUAUUUGCCUCUGAUGCUGACAGUGGCCUUAAUGGGCUCAUUCAAUACUCCAUCCUGUCUGGUAACCAUAAUGAAGCAUUCAUUUUGGACUCUGCACGAGGCAUCCUCGCCACCAAUGUGUUACUGGACCGUGAGAUCACUCCCUCAUACAAGCUGGUUCUACAGGCGGUAGACAGGGGGAAACCUCCACUCAGCAGCACCGCUACUAUUAGGGUCCAAGUGGUGGACGUCAAUGACAACAGCCCCACCAUUCCUUCCAAGGAGCCUGUUGUUAUAGCUGAGAAUCUACCAGCUGGAUAUGUGGUCACAGAAGUGAUUGCAAAUGACGUCGAUUUGAGUUCAACCAUCAUUUACAGCUUCUCAGAUAAUAGCACCACCAGUGUUCCCUUUGCUAUCGAUCCCUACACCGGUGUCAUUACCCUGACCCGAGCCCUGGACUAUGAGGUGGAGACAGAGUACACUCUGACAGUGUGGGCGUCUGACUCUCUGCACCAGACCUCUGGAGAGGUUAAAGUUCAAGUACUUGACAUCAAUGACAAUGCUCCAGUCUUCACACAAGACUCCUAUCAGGUGGAGUUGUCAGAACUGAUCUCAGAGGACACUUUGGUUCUUACAGUAUCUGCCUCUGACAGAGACGAUGGAUUCAAUGGCAACAUCAGCUACAGACUGCUUACAUCUCCUCUACAAGGCUUUUAUAUCCAGCCUGACACUGGAUCUGUUUUCACCAACAAGCCAUUAAAGGCCAUCUCAAACAGCAACGUGAUUUAUCUUCUGGUUGAGGCAAGAGAUGGAGGCGAUCCUGUACACUCUACUGUCACAUCCAUUGACGUGCUGAUUCUGGACUUCAAUGACUAUGAGCCUGUGUUUGAUCAGGAUGUUUACACACUCACUGUGCCAGAGGACACACCCACCGACACCACCCUAUUGACUCUCGCUGCAGAGGACAAAGAUUGGAGCCCUGAAAAUACCCAUUUGGAUUACGCCAUCAUCAGGGGGAAUGAGGAGAAACGGUUCUGUAUGGAAGUAAAAAUGGUUCCAGUUGACAAUCAACUGAAAAAUGUAGGAAAGCUUGUUCUGUGUAACCCUUUGGACCGAGAGACAACUGAUAGCUAUGAACUAACAGUAAGUGUUUCUGAUCGAGGAACACCUCCACUGAACAGCUCAGCUGUCAUCAUGGUGACUGUGACAGACUGCAAUGACAAUGUUCCCAUCUUUUCCAGCACAGAGUAUCACGCACAGGUGAGUGAAAACAGCCAGAUAGGUACCAGGUUGGUCCAGGUCAGUGCUCACGAUCCCGAUCUGGAUAUCAAUGGCCUUGUGCGAUACGACGUUGUUUCUGGGAAUAGUAAAGGUCACCUCAAGCUUGAUCCCCAGUCUGGCCUUUUGGUGGUCAACCACUCACUUGACUAUGAGGAAGAUUUAAAAUACAUCCUCACCAUCAGAGCAUCUGAUGGCAGCGAAACAUCUGAAAACCAUAAAGUGGCUUUUGCCGUCGUCUUCAUCACAGUUUUGGAUGAGAAUGAUAACGCUCCAUACUUCAUGUUCCCUUCAUUUAACUGUUCAGUAUCGGAGAACCUUCCUGCAUUUACCCACACAUGUUCUGUCCAUGCUGUUGACAACGACUUGGGUCUCUAUGGCCAGGUGACCUACUCAAUUCUGUCCUCCUGCUUCAUGGACUACAGCAGUGGCAACCCAGAGAGGAAGGAGGCAUUUGCCAUCGAUCCCCUCACAGGUGAUAUUCACACCAGACAAACCUUUGAUUAUGAACGAGAAAGUGAGUACUGUUUUGUAGUGGAAGCCAGGGACAAAGGUGACAAAACAGCUACAGCGAGAGUGCAGGUGGCCAUCAAAGGAGUGGAUGAGUUCAGUCCCAUCUUUACCCAGAAGCAAUAUCAUUUUCUCCUGCCAGAAAACGUGAAGCCUGGAGAGACAGUUGGUUUUGUGAUGGCAAUGGACCACGAUGGAGGAGUGGACGGGCUGGUGGAGUAUUCACUUGUGAAUUCAUCACCAUUUUUCUCAGUUAACAAAACAAUUGGGGCUAUUUUUGUGUCUGGGCCUGUAUAUCACAGAAGAGGCAGCCAUGCCACCGAGGACAUGGUGGAACUGAUUGUGUCUGCAGGUAGUCCCAGACUGGGCUCCAGAACUACAACCUGUCUGGUUUUUGUCAAUGUCUCCAGCUCAGCAGAAGCACUAAUUGGUGUUCCCCUUGAUGCACACAUGCUUAGUCUAAGUGUAACGCUUAUCAUGUUUCUCUUUGUCCUUGUAGUCUUCAUGGGCUUGAUUCUCAGGUACAAAGUUAAAGAAACAGCCAUCCGAAAAGCCGCUGCUAUUGCUGCACACUUAAACCACAGCAGUGGCUCAUUCAGUGGAUCUAAUAGCCACACGCAAAGUGCUAUAUCUUUGCAGGAUUUGACACAGUCUAGCAUCUUGGCCACAAAGCCAUGCAGUCAGUCUGACUCAAGUGGCCGUGGAUCAGCAGAGGGUGAGACAGCUGAGGACCAGGAAAUUAAGUGGAUCAAUGAGUAUCCCUGCCGUAAAAGAGACAAUUCCAGCAACCCAGCUACAGAGAUUCCAAACUCUGCCUUACCAGGAGAUAACAUCUCCUGCCACUCCAUCGAUGUAGGACCAGAACACAUAGUAUCACUUAAAUCUUUUCCCUCAGGAUUGGCCAGCACAGAAAGCAUACACCAUUUCAAAGAUGAAGGAGGAGGUGAGGGCCUACUUUCUGAAAUACUUCAAGUGAGAGAUUUAGAAGAGAACAUGGAGACGAAAGGGUACGCCCCCCUUACUGAAGCCCAAGCCCCUACAGAUUCUGUUUCCUCUCUGUUGUGCCUUGAGGAGCAGCUGCAUGGCAGCUAUAACUGGGACUACCUUUUGGACUGGGAGCCACGCUUCCAGACUCUAGCUUGUGUAUUUACAGAUAUAGGGAUGCUCCCUGAUGAGGAGCUUCAAGGCGGCCGCGAGGACUUAGCAGCUGACUCAAGCUGUCUAAUGUACCCGCCACCUCUCAUAACAGGAGUGGCUCAGCCGGGUAUUAGGACUGUUCCUCCUCGAAAGCCAGGCCGAGUGCCAAGCCUGAGCAGAAAGCCCUCUUACCCCAAAUAUGUUUACUCCCCCUUAGCUAGGAACACAGGACUUACCCCAUCAGCUAUGACACCCACAUUCUCCCCCUCACUCUCUUCGCUUACCGUUAGGACCCCCAGUGCCUCACCAGUUAUCUCCGAAACCGGGAUAGGGGGGAUUAGAGUUGACUCUGGGCCCCUCACUGCAAGCCUUUUAGAGGCAGAAAUUCAAGUGUAGAUGCAAACUUUGAGCAAGUCUACAUAUAAAAUUUAAUUUAAUCCACUACUCAUCAUCUGAAGGAUUUUUAAUGGACAGUGCACCAUUUGAUAUAUUCUGAUACAUACCUGGACUUAUUCCCAUCAUUGUCCCACUGCUUUUAUGGUUUUAGAGUCAUGGCUUUCAUGGCCUCAAGGGGGCAAUACAAAGAACAAAAUUCAUAUGGAAUAUACUGAUUUAAUUAUUUAGAUUGAGGUUGAUUUAAUCACUCUCUUCUGUAAUAAAUUUAAAAUAAUAACUGAAAAAGCCUGAAGUCAAGCCUGUCUCGCAUUAUGUUCCUGUAAUGCAAUAUUUGACUAAGGGCAGAUGUUCUAGUCAGCAAUUAAUUACUGAAUGUUUUAUUAUAAACAUGUUCAUAUGUGCAGAAAAUGAAACACUUUAUUUAAACAGUUGGUUGCUACUUCUGAAUGGAAACUUUUUCAUGGUUAGUUUAACUUUAAUAACCAAAGAAAGGCUACAAUUUUCUGUGGUUAUGUCUGUCUUUCUAGAAUCAUUUCUUUUUUACCUCCCUGCUCUUUAAUAUAUUAUGCCAACAAAAUUAACACAAACAGAACUGUGACAAACUGAACUUAAUUUCACUACUUUUAUCUGGAACCUAAUUUAAUAUAAUUAAUCUUUUUGAAGCCAGAAAAUAUUCUUAAUGUAUGCAAACACAAACUUUUAAGUAUCUGGAAAGCUUUAGUGACUUUGUACAGAUAAAAGACAAGGAAUUAUUUUGUUCAAAAUCCUGGCUAUUAUUGCUUUUACUGAUGAAUAGAAAUAAUCUGUUCCUUGUAUGACUGUCUCUGUAUGUGCUGACUGUGAGAGACACCCUGUUAAUAAACAGCACUUUAUGUAAAAAA
Melanotaenia boesemani (Boeseman's rainbowfish) is the source of this 11237-nucleotide messenger RNA. It is a transcript of the gene dchs2, whose product is annotated as dachsous cadherin-related 2. Gene Ontology annotation, cellular component: plasma membrane. Gene Ontology annotation, biological process: homophilic cell-cell adhesion. The transcript has 20 exons. Bases 553 to 10356 code for a protein of 3267 amino acids. The record is from RefSeq and is a predicted model, not a curated record. Gene Ontology annotation, molecular function: calcium ion binding. NCBI's taxonomy places the organism in Eukaryota, Metazoa, Chordata, Actinopteri, Atheriniformes, Melanotaeniidae.